UUAGCUGACAGUCGUCGUCCCCAAAAGAGCGCCAUGUGGUCGCGCAGCAGCAGUUGCAAGAGACAAGUGGCCACCAACGAUGGUGACCCCGAAAGGGUUUUGGCGCAGGUGCAGGAGCUCAGCGACUGGCUCCUGGACAACCCACAGAUAAACGGUUGCAACACCUUCGAGAACCUGCACUUCUUUCUCAGAACCUCAAAGUUCGAUGUGGAGCGCACCAAGAAGAAGCUAAAAAACUUCUACCAAAUGCGAGCGGAGCGCACCGAAUGGUUCGAUAAUCGCGAUCCCAAGUUGCCCGAAAUCCAGGAGCUACUUAAUCUGGGGGUAUUUUUACCGAUCGGUCCGGAUGCGGAACAAAGGAUGGUGGUGGUCAUCCGAACAGCGGCACACGAUCCCAAACUUCAUACCCAGAACAAUGUCUUUAAGACCAGCAAAAUGAUAUUGGAUUUGCUGCUUAAGCUCGAACCCGAGACUUGUACCCGCGGAAUGGUGGCAAUCCUUGACAUGCAGGGCGUCCAGCUGGGCCAUGCCCUCCAAAUGAAUCCCAAGCUUAUCAAGCGGUCCGUGGAAAGCUGGACUGCCUAUCCAUGUCAGCCCAAGCUACUGGAGUUCACCAACGCCCCACGCCAUGUUAACUUCUUUUUGAAUACCUUUAGAAUAUUUAUGACGCCCAAGAUAAAGUCCAGACUUUUCGUACGACGGGAGGGAACCUCUGUGAUCUGCGAUCAUUUGCCCAAAGAUCUGGGUGGACAAGGACUCAGCUAUAAGGAACUUGGUCUCAAGUGGAAACAGCUGGUGGAGGAGAAUGCCGAUUUUUAUGUCGAGCAAGACAAAUACAAAAGCAAGCUCAAGUGAUUGGGGUUAGUGUGGCGACAGUGAUAAGAGGGCGAUUAGCCGAAUGCUAAAGAUUAAUCGCUAAACAUUUACAAUGCGCAAAUGCACAGAGGCGCAUAUCAGUAGUCAUAUUUUAUGGAAGGGUGCUAGAAGUACUCCCGAAUUCCCCACUAAACUGCAAUUAUAUUAUAAGGCAUUGCGUUAUACCUCUUUAAAAGGUGUAUUUUCAUCAUGGUAAUAAAUGUAGUUGUUUUUUUUUUGGUUGCAAAUAAAGUGUCAAUG
This is a messenger RNA of Drosophila subpulchrella, 1116 nucleotides long. RefSeq names its product retinol-binding protein pinta (gene pinta). The record is from RefSeq and is a predicted model, not a curated record. Bases 34 to 855 code for a protein of 273 amino acids. The transcript is spliced from 3 exons. Gene Ontology annotation, cellular component: membrane. Gene Ontology annotation, molecular function: phosphatidylinositol bisphosphate binding. Lineage: Eukaryota; Metazoa; Arthropoda; Insecta; Diptera; Drosophilidae.